Molecule: messenger RNA, 621 nt
Organism: Aspergillus novofumigatus IBT 16806
Lineage: Eukaryota; Fungi; Ascomycota; Eurotiomycetes; Eurotiales; Aspergillaceae
Exons: 1
Coding region: 1-621 (206 amino acids)
Source: RefSeq, a predicted model, not a curated record
AUGCAAGGCAGCAACAAUCCCUCCCUUCCCCGUAUCGUGAUAGACCCCUCGUCACCUCAAUCCCCCAGCAUCUCCUGUGCAUUCUCACCAUCAACACCCACAAACCCGACCUCGAGCCGAUCAACACCAAAGCCAUCACAGCCACCAUCCCAAGCAGAAGCAAAACGACCCAAGAGGGUCCAUCCAUCCUUCCAGCCCAUCCUCCGCCAUCUACGCACUCCGCUCUGCCCCCUCGUCUCCAGCACCACGGGGCAGCAGCAUCCCGAAUUCCCCAAGACCCUCCUCGCCUACAAUCUACUCACCUCUCGGCAACUGGACGAUCUAGCCCGUCACUUCCACCAGGUAUGGCCCCCGGUGGAAGCCACGAGGGCAUACCCCGUCUCGAUCCCCGCGUGGAUCGGCACACAGGGCGAGAAGAGCGUCGAUCUACAGACCAAGCGAAGACGGUUCGGUCGCUUUAUUGGGCUGAGGGGGUGUGAGUCGCCUACUAUCAAGGAGCAUGGAGAGGACGAAACAGAGGCGCUUUUGGAGAGGAUGGAGUGGGAGUGGGAGCAGAGUCUUCUACAGGCGCAGCGGGAUGAUCCUGAUGCUAUUUUGCGGUGGAAGGCAUGGGGGCGUUGA